This is a messenger RNA of Monosiga brevicollis MX1, 5864 nucleotides long. RefSeq lists its product as uncharacterized. Gene Ontology annotation, cellular component: catenin complex; membrane. The transcript is spliced from 4 exons. Gene Ontology annotation, biological process: homophilic cell-cell adhesion. Gene Ontology annotation, molecular function: calcium ion binding; cadherin binding. The coding region runs from base 1 to 5355 and encodes 1784 amino acids. The record is from RefSeq and is a predicted model, not a curated record. NCBI's taxonomy places the organism in Eukaryota, Choanoflagellata, Craspedida, Salpingoecidae.
AUGUUGACCCGACUGACCCUGCUCGCCGCCCUGGCGGCCGUCGCUUUUGGUCGUGAGAAGAUUGUGAUUUCCCAGACGUCGUUUACCAUUGACAAGGAUUCCAACGCCACGGUCAACUUGCGCCUGGUCGAGCCCAUCAUCUGUCCCCCUGACCAUGAGGGUUCUUGCACCGUUGCCGUCCAAUUUACCAACCCCGACACCAACCGCUUCUCCGUGAGCCCCUGCGUUGUCGAAUGGACCCAGGAAGAGUGGAACCAAGUCAAGCUCGUCCGAAUUUGGGCUCUCGAGAACUUUGUCGACGAACCCGGACUCAGCGAGACGUUCAAGACCGAGCCUGCGGUUUCCAACUCUGUCUUUUACAAGGGAUUCAACGCCAAGGAUGUGACUGUCACGACCCGCGCCCGCCCCUCGGGCCACUGCUCCGGUACCGGUGACCCGCAUUACACCACCUUCGAUGGCAAGUACUGGCACGUCUACGCCGCCGGCACUUAUGUCUUUUACGCCAACCGCAACUAUGCCAACCCGCGUCAGGACUUUGAAGUUCAGGUCGCUGCCCUUGGCUACCCGGCCGUGCACUGCGGCUUUGCGGCCAAGGAAGGCAACGACAUCUUUUACGUGUCUGCCUGCUCGGGCCGAAUCACCUACCAGCUCAUUUGCGGUUCCAAGGAGUGCCAAAAGGGGCCCUACCCCAUGGUCGGCACCAACGGCGGUCGUGCUGGUACCUAUUCCGUCACCUUCAAGUCGGGUCGCCGCGUUUGGGCCACCGUCUCGGGUCGCUCCGCCAACAUGUAUGCCACCGCUCCCGGUCGCGACUACCAAUCCAACACGGUCGGCAUCUGUGGAAACUUCAACGGCAACUCGGGCGAUGAUGCUCCCGUGUACAUGGCAAGCAACCUCAACCAACUCAAGCCGGAACAGCGCCCCUCCCGCGAUCUCUUCAACUGGCGCCCCUCAUCCAUCUGGGAUUAUGAAGAGGGACCUUCCGUCGAGACUUGCGCCUACACUCCCACUGAAUUUGUGCGCCCUCUGCUCUCCAGCCCCGAUGUGGAGGACGUGACCGAUCUCCUCAAGAACGUUCGUGUCGUCUCGGAUGAUGACGUUGAGUUCAAUCUUGACCUCGAUGACUUUGUCUCGGCCAAUGAGACAAUGGAUGAAACUACCGCUCGCCAGCUUUGCCAGGCUGCCUUUGACGCCAGCCCCGCUGCCACUGCUUGUGACAACCUCCUUGGUUCCCUCCUCAAUGUCCCCGUCUUUGUCGACGGUUGCGUCGAGGAUCUUUCCCUGACCGCUGAUGAGACAUUUAUCGAUGACGCCAUUGACCAAAUGUCCGCCCGCUGCGCUAGCCUCGCCGAGUCCAACACGUCCACCUGGGAGACGGACAACCAAGGUAACCGCGUCCCCAACACCGAAGUGGCCGACGCUCUGUGCCCCAACAGCUGCAGCGGCAACGGUGCUUGCAACAACGCCAAGUGCGUCUGCGACUCUGGUUUCUCUGGCCGCGACUGCUCGGUCGACAAGUCGUCCGCGCCCGUCAUCACCUCGCUCUCCGCCACGACCUGCAACAUCAAGGCGGCCGCGUCCUGUGCCUCGGAUAUUUCCGUUUUCGGCAGCAACUUUUGGAACGCCGAAAACCUCACCUGCCGCUACAAGGUGAUCGCGAGCCCCGCAGUUGCGUCCGACAGCGUGCUUAUGGUCGGCGAGUCCGCCUCGCGCAGCGCAUUCUUUCUCGGCUCGAGUGAAGUGAUUUGCCAGCUUCCCGAUCGCGCCGUAUUCGUGCCCGCCGGCCUGCAGGGUGACCUCGUGACCAUUGAGAUCUCCGUGAGCACCACCGACUCGAUCGUCAGCGAAGCCAGUCUUCCCUUUACGUUCUACGACGGCGUGUGCUCCGCCUGUGCCAAUGCCACGACUUGCGCCCCGAAUCCCGACUCGUGCAGCAUUGAUGGCGUCUGCGUCUUGGAGGGUACCCACGAAGCCAGCAACGUCUGCCGCGUUUGCGUGCCCGAGCAAAGCACCACCAGCUGGUCAUACGACUACACCCAUGCCGCCGAUUGUGGUCCCGACUUUAAGCAAGACUCGUACUCGACUACCCUCUCGGGCUCGUACGAGGCUGGUGACACCAUCUUCACGUUUGAUGCUGACAACGCCAACCUGCAGGAUGAUCCCAACUACAACCUCGAGUUCACCAUGACUGCCGGUAACCGCACCACCUUUGCCGUUACCACUGAUGGCCGUGUCGUAGCCAACAUUGCUUUUGAUGUGAACGAGCUCCCCUACGAAUUUCAUAACCUCGUUGGUGUGCAAGCCGUCCUGAACGGCCAGCAUCCCACGCCUUGCACUGUCGUCUUUGACAUUGUCUCUUCCAACCGCGCCCCCAUCCUGAACGAAACCUACACCUUCAACGUGACCGAGGACACUCCCGUCGGUACCGUCGUCGGCACCAUCAUGGCCUACGACCCCGAUGAGGCCGGUUCUCUUCAGUACGAGUGGUAUUCGCAGGUCGCGGGUGAGGCUGGCGUGCUCCUCAUUGACGAGUCGACCGGUGUCAUCACCGUGGGCAAGGCCCUUGACUACGAGCGUGUCAGCUCUUACCUUCUCCUCGUAAGCGUGCGUGACGGUGGUCUGCAACACAUGGCCUCGGUCCACGUUUUCGUCGGUGACGUGAACGAAGCUCCCACUGAUGUGGCCAUCUCCAACAAUGUCGUUGCUGAGAACCAGCCCGUCGGCACUGUCGUGGCCAACCUCACUGCCCAGGACCAGGAUGCCGGUGACUCCCACACCUUUUCGGUGGGUGGUACCGAUGCCGCUUACUUCCAGGUGGUUGGCGCGACCCUUCAGACGGCCCAGGAGCUUGACUACGAAGCUCUGCAUGCGGCUGGCAAGAACCCUCUGGCCAUCACGAUCACCGCCACCGAUGCCGGGGGUCUCACUUUGACCAAGGCCUUUGACAUCACCGUCCAGGACGUCAACGAGGCCCCUUACAACAUUCAGCUGUCUCAGACCGAGUUUUUGGAGAACCUCACCAACGCUGCCCUGGCCACCGUGACCGUUCAGGACCAGGAUGCCGGCCAAACUGUCACCUGCACCAUUGUUCAGGAGAGCACUCCAACCUUUGAGCUGCUCGACAUGAAGCUUUACGCCCUGCCCGGCCAGCAACUCGACCAUGAGACCAACCCCUCCAUCGAGCUGACCAUUGGUUGUGCUGAUGACGGCACUCCCAUGAAGUAUGCCACGGCUACCUUCACCAUCACCGUCCUCGACGCCUUUGACAUGCCCGGCCAUUUCACCAUUGAGCAGCCUGAGACCAUCUAUGAGAAUGCGACCAUCGGUACGGUCGUUGGUACCGUCGUGGCCGUUGACCAGGAUCAUGACUCGACCGACUUUGAGCUCUCGGUUGUGUCCGACUAUGUCGAAGCUGCCGGCCCCACCUCAUGCACCAAGGCCGACGCCGCGGCCCCGACCAUCUGCCGCCUGGACAUUCGUUUGACUUCGCUGCUCGACUACGAGGGCACCGAGGUCGCCGGUCGCCAGGCCCUGAGUGUCAUUGCCACGUUGGUGUACAAGGGCGAGACCGUUCAAUCUGAGGGCACCGUCUACCUCGAGUUUGAGGACCUGAACGAGCUGCCCACGGGCGUCAGCUGGCGCACGGGUGGCACCGUUGAGGAGAACCUCGCUUUGGGCGGUGUCAUUGGCACCAUCAGCGCCCAAGACCCUGACCAAGGGCAGACGCACACCUUCAGCCUGGCAUCGCAUCAGGACCGCUUCACGCUCUCCAACGACGCGUCGGGCAUGUAUGCCACCAUUCGCCUUUCCCAGACAGCUGCCUCUCCCCUCAACUACGAUUCAGAGCCCUCCAUUGAGCUCUCCAUUGUGGUUUUGGACAGCGGCAACCCCCCGCGCUCCAUUACCACCUCAAUCACCAUCACGGUUGAGAACCAGCCCGUCACCGUCAUGUUCCAAGGCACCAAUGGUCCCUCGAACUCGUUGACCGUCUCGGAGAGCACGUCCGUCGGUACCGUCGUUGGUAAGUUUGUGCUCCAGGGCAACGACAACCAGGCCGCCACUUACUCGGUGCGGUUUGCCGACAACCGCCGCCGUGCUGCGGAUGCCUUCUCCAUCCAGGGUCUGAACCUGGUGCUGAGCUCGCCUCUUGAUGCCGAGGAGGUACAGACCCAGUCGCUUAACGUUGUUGCCGUCGAGACGAUUGGCUCCGAGGUCAACUACUAUGCGGCGCAACAGCUGACCAUCAACAUCCAGAACGAGGAUGAGGCACCCGUGUUUGGCUCCAGCUCCUACACUGCCACUGUGGACACUACGACAGUCAGCGCCGGUGAUCUGGUUGUUCUAUCGCCGGCUCUUGUGGCUUCGGACCCUGAGGGCGGUGACGUUACCUUUUCCAUGGCUUCCUCCUCGAGCCAGGUGAUGCAAACCUACUUCCAGGUCUCCACCACAAUCCGCGGUACAUUCGAGCUCAGUGUCAUCCAAAACCUGGCCAUGGCCAACAUUGCCUCGGGUGAUUACAACUUGGACGUGCAGGCCGAGGAUGCCACGGGCCACAGCAGCACCCAGCGUGUGGUUGUCACCCUCACCGAUGGCACCACCGAUCCCAGUGGCGCUCAGUCCACGGCUGCCUCCAACAAGAUGGGCUCUGGUGCCGUUGCCGGCAUUGUGAUUGGCCUCCUUGUCCUCCUCGUCCUGAUUGCCUUCCUGGUGCUGGUCGUCCUUCGCAAGCGCCAGAACGACAACGUCUUUGUUGACUCGGAAAAGGGCAAGGGCAGCCACUACGACAACCCUUCAUUCGGCACCACCUAUGCCACUCCCGGCAGUCUGCCCGUGGGCUUUGUGCCUGGCGUCAGCAACCCUCUGUACGAGUGGUACCAGCCCGAGAUGACUCGUCAGGACUGCUCCUCGGAGCUUGCCACCGCCGCUCCCGGCACUUUCUUGGUGCGUGACAGCAAGGCUACUCCCGGAUGGCACAUUCUCGGCGUCAAGACCGAGAACGAUGUGCUGCAUGAGAAGAUUCGCGCCACGGAUGAUGGCAUGUACCAGCUGUUGCCCUCUUCGGGCCCGGCGCACGAGCAGCCUCGCUUUGGCGACCUGCCCUCGCUCAUCAACCACUACGGCUCGCGUCAAUCGGGCAUGCACUAUGCUCUGAACGUCAACAGCGUCAGCAACCCCAUGUAUGCCAUGUCCGCCCAGUCGGACGGCUUGUACGGUGGUGUGGCUCUGCCCAAUGAUCGCUAUGCCCCUGCAGUGCCUCUGAAGGAGGCCCACGUGGCCCAGGUCGAGCAGCUGGCUGCUACGGACGACAUCUACUCCAACACGCGCGAUGCCCAGAACGCGCUUAGCCACGCGUAAAUUUACCGGGGCUUCCUUAGCAUUGUUUGCUCGAAUGUUUGUGUCUGUAUGUGAAUGCAUGUUGUGGGUUUGCAGGCGCCUUGCGCUCAGUGUGUUGAAGCAUCUGGCAGUCCCCUGCCCCCCACGCACCCUUGGGGCUUUGACUUGUACUGGUUCCCGCGUCUUUUCCCAACGAAUUGGCGACCACCUGUGCUGCGACAAAUAAUUUGUCCAACCCUUUCUUUGAUUUGGCCUUGCUUUGGCCUUGACCCUUGCAUUUGAGCUCGUGUCUUCUCAUGCAUAGUCGAUUUGUGGUGUGUGUGUCUGUCUUGACGGGCUAUUCUCUUUUUUGGCCAACUGCUUGAUGAGCAGUACAGACGGGGUGAAGCCCUGCCGUUGAUGACUUUGAAGCCCGCACACGACCGUGCCGUGAUGGAUUUUAUAUGUUUUUCCUUCCCUUUUUUUUGCAUAGUGUUCCCUGGGGACUUGUUCUCUUGUGAUGGUUUCACCAAAAUUGAUGAUCAAAACUC